GGAGCCUCGGGGCCGCCUGAGGGACGAGGACCGCGGCGUGAGGGGGAGAGCCACGAACUCCAUCCACCAUGAAGAACAUGCAGCUGGUGGAAGAGGAGGCGCGGUGGAAGCGCCUCUGCCUGAGGGAACUCGGCGGCAUCAAGAAGCUCAAGCGGAAGAGCAAAGAGCCCGCCAAGACCCCGCUCGGCGCCUGCCGGAGUUUCCAGGUGGGCUCGAAGGGCCACGAGCACGUGCUCGGCGGGACCGCGGGGGCCGAGGGGGGAUCUCGCCCGGAGGGCACGGUGGGCGCUCCUGAGGGGGCCGCGGCCACACCGCCCGCCCCCGACCGCCUGGAAGGCAGAGGCGGCGGCGGGGGGGUGGUGGUAGAUAUGAGGAAACACGUUUUUCCCGCUGGACUCCUCGCAUCCCACCAGCAGCCCGUGAGGAAAGACACGUGUCUCCGGUCGGUCGGUCUGAACGGGGCAGAAAGCCAGGCUUUUCCGGAUCACAGCUUGCAGUCCAGGAUCAUGGUGUGUCCGCCGCCCGCGCCGCCCGAGCUGCAGCAGCAGCAGCAGCAACAGCAGCAGCAGCGACCACUGGAAAGUUCCUACUCUUCGGUUUCCCACGUAAUUUACAGCGGCAAUCCCGAUGCCUCUCUAUCGCCUAGGAAACGGCCGGGGGAGGCGGCCGGGGUCUCGUCGGAGAUCAAAGCCAUCCAGCAGACCAGGCGCCUGCUGGCCAACGCCCGCGAGAGGACCCGGGUGCACACCAUCAGCGCCGCCUUUGAGGCCCUGAGGAAGCAGGUUCCCUGCUAUUCCUAUGGACAGAAGUUAUCCAAACUGGCCAUCCUGAGGAUAGCAUGUAACUAUAUCCUCUCCUUGGCGAGACUAGCCGACCUGGAUUACAGUGCUGACCACAGUAACAUGAGCUUCUCGGAAUGUGUGGAGCAGUGCACUAGGACCUUGCAAGCCGAAGGAAGGUCUAAAAAAAGGAAGGAGUGAUAACAAAACAGCAGGGAUUCAGCAGUAUUCCAUUCCUGUCUUGUCAAAGUGUGUCUUGGCCAGUUGAAAACCCAUUCAGAUUUCUGCACUCUGCAGAUGCCAUUGCCUCCCUUUUGCUACUGUGAAGGAUUCCUACAUACCUUCCACUUUUCCUUUUCAUGUUGGAAUGGUAGAUUAAUAGUGCAGUACUGUAUAAUGUCCUUCCUGAAGAAUCUCCAAAUGAACAAAGUGAGGCUAGCUGAAGAUGCCCUUCUUGAAAUGAGAGAAAAACUGUGGUUGUUGGAGUUUUCCUAGGAGUUGAAGAAGGUGGUGGUGAGAAAUCUCUAGCAUUUUUUUGUUAACAGCACCCUCUGGAGACAAUCGUUGCUCCAUGUAAGAAGGAAAGUUCUAAAUGCAGAAAGCUUUUCACAAUAUAAAAUUAAAAAAACAACAGAGAAGGCAUACACACAUGUUAAAUGUUACAGAUGUUUUACCACUGUGAACUAAAUAAAACUUUAAAUUUGCAAGUUGUGAACAGGCAGUCUGUUUUGUGGCAUCCUUACCAUACUAAUUGUUUUUCUACAAGCAUUUUGAAAUCAAACUGGCUCAGGGAUAAUGAUGACUGCUAAAUCACAGUUAAUCAUUUAUCAAUAGCCAGUCCACACUGCAUUUACUGUUUCUUGAUUAAUCCGACUCCUACCAUAUAUGGAAUUUCUCCUGUCACACAUUGCAAGUUGGUUUACAGACAUUCAUGACUUAUGUGGAUAAUGUGUUAUUGAUAUUGAUAAAAUGUCAACUCGAAACAAGAUUCUCAAUAGUCAUUUCCAACAUUCAGCUGCCAGCCAGGAAUGAUCCAUAUUUGUAUUGAUUUAGAGCACUGGUUCCCAACCUGUGGGUCAUGACCCCCCAAGGGGUUGCAAUGUGUUUUCUGG
This is a messenger RNA of Pogona vitticeps (central bearded dragon), 1891 nucleotides long. RefSeq names its product atonal bHLH transcription factor 8 (gene ATOH8). NCBI's taxonomy places the organism in Eukaryota, Metazoa, Chordata, Lepidosauria, Squamata, Agamidae. Gene Ontology annotation, molecular function: protein dimerization activity; E-box binding; DNA-binding transcription factor activity. Gene Ontology annotation, biological process: positive regulation of transcription by RNA polymerase II; anatomical structure morphogenesis. The record is from RefSeq and is a predicted model, not a curated record. Gene Ontology annotation, cellular component: nucleus.